Messenger RNA from Cucurbita maxima (winter squash), 1232 nucleotides. RefSeq names its product acyl-CoA--sterol O-acyltransferase 1-like. Bases 91 to 1146 code for a protein of 351 amino acids. The transcript has a single exon. NCBI's taxonomy places the organism in Eukaryota, Viridiplantae, Streptophyta, Magnoliopsida, Cucurbitales, Cucurbitaceae. Gene Ontology annotation, biological process: lipid metabolic process. The record is from RefSeq and is a predicted model, not a curated record.
UUCUAGAAAAUUGCAGAAUUUCUGUAAUCUUCUCCGUCUUCAAUUCCAUUUCUAGAGAGAGAACCAGAUCUAGAGAGAGAGAGAGGGAAAAUGGAGGGAGAAAUCAUUAACUUCACCAUGGUCUGGUUAAUCGUCUGUAUGUCUCUCUGUUACUGCCAUACCGCCGGUAAAAUCCUCCAUCCCGGCGCCGGCCGGUUCCUCGCCAUCUCUCCCGUCGUCCUCCUCUUCUUCCUCCUCCCUCUGCAGCUAACUUCAGUCCACCUCGGCGGCGCUACGGCCUUCUUUAUCGCUUGGCUCGCGAACUUCAAGCUCCUCCUCUUCGCCGCCGGAAAUGGCCCUCUCUCCGCCACUCCGCCGCUCCCUCUCCGCCGAUUUCUCGCUCUCUCUUGCUUGCCGAUCAAGAUCCUCCAAAACCCCUCGGAGAAACAGAGCCCUAAAAAUCACCACGAAACCUUAAAUCAAGAACCCAAAUCGUUCCUCAACUACUGGAUUAAAGCCCUAAUCGUUGCAUUAAUGGUGAAAUUGUACGAUUACUCGGAGUUUAUUCACCCGAAAGUAAUCUUGUUCAUUUAUAGCUGGCACGUGUACUUUUUUCUUGAGAUUAUUUUAGCCAUCACACAGUUUUUCGGACGGACUCUGCUCGGGAUCGAACUCGAGCCGCAAUUUCACGAUCCGUACUUCUCGACUUCGCUUCAGGAUUUUUGGGGGAGGCGGUGGAAUCUGAUGGCCACGAACAUUCUUCAGCCGACGGUUUACAAACCGACGGUCAAGAUUGCUGCUAAGGUCGUCGGACGAAAGUGGGCGCCAUUGCCGGGAGUGAUGGCGACGUUUUUGGUGUCGGCGAUUAUGCACGAAUUGAUAUUUUAUUAUUUGGGCCGAAUGAAGCCCAACUGGGAGCUGACGUGGUUUUUUGUUAUCCAUGGAUUUGCUUUGACGGUGGAGAUUCUAGUGAAGAAGGUGUUGCCCGAGAAGCGGCGGCUACCGGCGGCGGUAUCGGUGCCGGUGACGCUGGUCUUCAUCUUCUCCACUGCGAUUUGGUUGUUUUUCCCGCAGUUCAUGAGGUUGAAGAUUGACGUGAAGGCGUUUGAAGAGUACGCGGCGUUGGUCAGUUUUAUGAAGAAACUCGCUUUCCCAUUGGUCAGUUGAGUUUUUUCUUUUUCUUUUUUUUUUUUUUUAAUCAUUUAAAAUUAAGGUUAUGGAAGGCCGAUCCAAUUAUUAAAUGUUUUUUUACU